This is a messenger RNA of Aethina tumida (small hive beetle), 2080 nucleotides long. Its product is annotated as kinesin-II 85 kDa subunit-like. The record is from RefSeq and is a predicted model, not a curated record. The coding region runs from base 51 to 1880 and encodes 609 amino acids. Gene Ontology annotation, molecular function: ATP binding; microtubule binding; microtubule motor activity. Gene Ontology annotation, biological process: microtubule-based movement. The transcript has a single exon. Lineage: Eukaryota; Metazoa; Arthropoda; Insecta; Coleoptera; Nitidulidae.
UAUAACCAUUUAUUAAACACACAUUAUACAUUUUAUUAUAUUUUUAUUAUAUGAGUGAAGACAUUGUGAUGGAUUUGGAGAACUCGACGCCAGAGAACGUAAGAGUAUUCGUCAGAGUUAGACCCUUUAAUGAUUUAGAACAAAAUUCCGGCAUACAAAAUGUGCUGGACGUUAAUCAAGACAACAAUUCCAUCAUAAUUAAGCCCAACCAAAUGAAAAACGUCAUCAAAAAGAACUUCAGCUACUCAAAAGUGUUCAGCGAGUCCAGCAACCAGUUCGACGUCUACAGAUCAGUGGCGAUACCGAUUGUGGAGAAGAUUUUCGAGGGCUACAACGGCACCAUAUUCGCCUACGGACAAUCGGGAACGGGCAAAACGUACACGAUGUUCGGCAACACCUUGGAACAGGACCACAGAGGCAUCAUACCCAACAUAUUCUCCCACAUGUUCUCCGAAAUCUCCAAGUCGAACAAGAACAUGUCCUACUUGGUGACGGUCACUUACAUGGAAAUCUACAACGAACAAGUGAGGGACCUGUUGUCGGACAACCCCCAUAACAAGCUGACAAUCAGGGAAAGAGCGGACGUGGGUGUGUAUGUGAAGGAUCUGCUGGGAUUCUCGGUGAAUUCGAUGGAUGCGGUUAACGAUCUGCUAAUCAGAGGAUGUAAAAACCGAUCAAUCGGUUCAACCAAGCUGAACGAUCUGAGUUCCCGCUCACACGCCAUCGUAACGGUCAUCCUGGAGUCGAAGAACAAAACCACCAACGAAGUUAAGUUCGGCAAGCUGAACCUGGUCGAUUUGGCCGGUUCCGAACGCGUCUCCAAGACAAUGGUGACGGGCGAACGGCUGAGGGAAGCCGGGAAGAUUAACUUGUCGUUGUCGGUGCUGGGGAACGUUAUAUCGGCAUUGGUCGAUCAAAAUUCAACCCACAUCCCUUACAGGAACUCGAAGUUGACCAGACUGUUGCAGGAUUCUCUUGGUGGCAACUCCUUGACGUCAGUGAUCGCCAUGGUGAGUCCAUCUGAGCUGGACUGCGAUGAAACGGUGAACACCUUAAUGUACGUGGACAGAGUCAAGAGAAUCAGAAACUACGUCUCAGUAAACAUCGAAAAGACGAGCGUCCUGAAGCAGUUCGAGACGAAGAUAAGAGAGCUGGAGUCGCAGCUGAACCUGCUCAACGACAACCAAGAGUCGAACCAAGAGAAGAAGAAAAAGUUCGCCACCAAAAGCAAGGAGAAACUAUACAACGAGCAGCUGUUGCAAAUCGAAUACGCCAAAGAAGAUCUCCUGACCAAAAUCAAUAACAUCCAAAAGAAAAUCCUCGUUGGAGGCGAGAAUCUCCUUCAAAAGGCCGCAUCGCAAAAUUACCUCCUGGAGAGCACUUCGAAGGAACUACAAUCUUUAGACAACUCCCAAAAACACUUGGAGCACACCCUGUUGAAAAAGGAGGUCGAAAUCGACAUCACGAAGAGGAAGUUCUCGAGUCUUCAAGAGGAGGACAAGGAACUGGACAAUGAAAUCGAAAACGUCGAACAGAUUCUGGAGACGGAAAUCGAAGUGCUGACGAAGAACGAAAACGCUUAUCAACAGCAAAUAUGCGCCCUGCUCUACGACAACAAGGACUACUCGAAGCAGAUGAAGAUGAUGAAGUUGUUCACGGAGAAUUUCAUUCCGAAGCCUUUCCUGGCGAAAAUUUUGGAUAAUUUGUAUUGGGACGACAACAGUGGCGAUUGGAAACUCAGAUGCGUCGCUCAUGCUGGCAACAAUUUGAAGAAACGACCGAAGUACAAGUUCAAAAAGGAUUACAGAACUGGCGAAAUUGACAAAGACGUUUUUUUUAUGUACGAGAAGGAACUCAUCAAAUAUGCCAAUACUUAUUAAUUGCUUUUUUCAAUUAUUAUUGGCAUUUUACAUAGUUUUAACGGCAUUUUAAUGGUAUAUAUAUAAUUAUUUUUCUUCAUAGUAUUGUUUUACAUACAUCAUACAUAAAUUAUUAUACAUCUUGUUAUAAAUACAGAAAUACACUUUUAGAAAAAUAUUUUGUGUUCUUAAAUAUGUGUAUUUAAAACGAAGAUUUGCUA